Messenger RNA from Penicillium oxalicum, 1476 nucleotides. RefSeq names its product CENP-N/CHL4 family protein. The record is from RefSeq and is a predicted model, not a curated record. The transcript has a single exon. Gene Ontology annotation, biological process: chromosome segregation; CENP-A containing chromatin assembly. Bases 1 to 1476 code for a protein of 491 amino acids. Lineage: Eukaryota; Fungi; Ascomycota; Eurotiomycetes; Eurotiales; Aspergillaceae.
AUGGCACGUUCCAAACUGAUCCGCGCGCCGACAACGGCUAGUUUGCCAAACAAUCUCCGCAUCCCCUCGACAACACCUUCCCUCGCCAAAUCGCUAGGCAGACAUUCGCGGCAAGCCCUCGUCGAUCUCGCAUUGACAUGGCUAGACGAUGAAAAUCUCACGUCUUUCCCACCUUAUCUCCAAUCGGAUGCCCGUCGCGACAAUAGCAACGACGAGGCUCUUCCGUACCCCGCGGCCGAAACAAUCGAAGAUGUACGUCAAGUGUACGUCGACUUUGGGGAUCGCAAGGGAGGAAAGCGUGAAGUUCUCGAACGGAUUCUUGAGGGCGACUGGCGGCACGGUAUCACCUUGCGCCAACUCGCAAUGGCUGACUUGCGGUACAUGGACGAUCACCCGUCCAGCCUGCGAUGGACGGCGCUCGAACUGAGCCGCAUCGACGCGCGACAGCACAAGCCAAACGAUGCUUCCUUGACCGAGUGGUCAACCAGUAUUCCACGCACUCAGGUCGCAACUUUUGUCAAAGCGCUCCAGCAAGAAAUCUCACCGCUAGUCAAGGCGCAUUAUCAUCUUUCUCGCUCAUCCACGCUUCCACUCACCAUUCUGCGCAUCUUUGUUCUCGAUACGCCGUACCAGAGUCCGCGACAAUCAUCGGAGAUUUUCGCUGACUCCUCUCGAAUCGUUUAUGUCGCAUUCCCAGAUAGCUGUCCAUUUGUCUAUACCUCAAUGUCUACGUCGCCAGGCUCAAAAGCGACCCCGUCAAGUAAUUCCGUCGCCACAGACUCUCGCACCUUACAGCGCCUUGUCCGUGAUGCAGUGCCAAAGGCCUUAUCUCGGCCACACGAAAGAUAUACGUUGAAGGCCACCGCGCUGGCGGCUAAGAAUCUGCCCACUUUGCUGGCGCUGCGUGGAGCAGGGCGAACGACCGCGGCCCACGGGGCGUUUAGUAUUUUCGCUGAUGCAGCAGUUGAGGGCAGCCCCUUGGACCCUCGGCCGUCAACCACUGUCUCCGCUGAGGAAUACAUACGCACGGGUGAGAAUGUCUUCUUGGUCGAUGACAAAGAGAAUGAAGACAUCAACUCGACUUCGAAAUCAAUACCCAAGCGAGAUAUUGGCCCUGAAGAAGGCCAUCAAUUGUCCCCGGCCUCCAAAAAACGAAGACUGGCCACUCUAUUACGAUUCGGCAGUUCAGAAAGCUCAUUGACCCCUGCUCCUCUGGACCGAGUCGAUAUCCGCUUACUGGACCCACCUUCGACCGCGAAGGAUCAAGACGACGAUCACACGACCAAUCCAGCGGGCUCUUCAUCUUCACCAACUGUCUCACUGACUUUUACGGGAUCCGAUGUAAUAGGGGGAUUCCGUCAACUAGCCGAAUUGGGUAUCGUCGAUCCUGACAAGAUGCCAUCCUGGAUGACGGGGGAAGAGGCCGUCAGCACGGCGGUCGUGAAACGCGGAAGACGGCUUCGGAGCUCCGUAUAG